GAUGGAAAAUAGUUUUUCUACUUUCGAAUCUGUUGAAUAUCCUCCUGUGGUCGUGGCCUCGGCGGCGCUACUGGUUCCGGUGCGGCGGCGUUAGUGGCUUCGACGGCGGUUCGACGGCGGCAUUGAAGCUGACCACCACUACCACCACUGUUUCGGAAUCAACAAAACAGACAAUUUUCUAGUUUUUGCCUUUCUCUCUGAUCUAGAAACCCUUUUUGUUUUCUCCGAGACAUUGGAAGUGGCUAAAAAAAUUAAGAAUUGUUUAAUUCCGAUUCGGAUUUCAAAUUUUUCGUAGUUUUUUCUUCGGCUACUUCGCCAUUCAACAAUUGGUGCUUCAAUCUUCUCGCAUUUUGAUUUUUGAUUGCUUUGUUUUGUUCUGUUCUGUUCUGUUCUUCGGAGACAGUGGAACGUGCGAGGUUUCGUUUCACUGUUACGCAUUGGAUCUGAAAAUCCUUGAAGAUUUCUGGCAAAUUUCUUGACAUUUUCUUCUGAUCUCCGACGAAUCGUCUGACCACCGCAAUAAUUGAGGAAGUCAACAUAUCGAUCGAGCGGUUCUUUCUUUUUUGUAGACAUAAAGCCUUAAUCUAUAAGGGAGAUGCGAGAGGGUUCUAAGAAUAAGUUGAGAAGGACAUCUGAGAAGAAGUGUUUGCAUGGUCAUGGAAGAUCACAUAUAGCCCCUGAAAUUUCAUCAUCUCCACUUGAAUUGGUUGAAAGGAACAGUUGGGAGAAUUUUCCUUCUGAGUUGCUCCUUGAUAUAAUUCAGCGGCUAGAAGCUACCCAGACCUUGUGGCCCGCCAGGAGAGAUGUGGUUGCUUGUGCUUCAGUUUGCAGGUCUUGGAGGGAGACAACAAAAGAGGUUGUAAGAACUCCGGAGCAACGUGGGUUGAUUACUUUCCCCAUCUCACUGAAGCAGCCAGGACCAAGAGAUUCUCUAAUCCAAUGCUUUAUAAAAAGGGAUAGGGUCACAUCAACGUAUAGUUUGUACCUCGGCUUGAGUCCAGCACUAUCAGAGGAUGUCAGCAAACUGUUGUUGGCAGCAAAAAAGAUCAGAAAGGCAACAAGUACAGAUUUUCGGAUAUCCCUGGCAACAAAUGAUUUCUCUCAAUCUAAUCAUGCAUAUAUUGGGAAAUUGAGGUCGAACUUUCUUGGUUCCAAGUUCUCUAUUUAUGAUAGCCAGCGUCCGUGUGACCAUGCAAUCCGAUCCAAUGGUCAGUCACAUCGAAAACGCAAUUACAACGUGGCUACCAUAUCUUAUGAGCUCAAUGUUCUUCGAACCAAAGGACCAAGGAAAAUGUUGUGCACCAUGAACUCAAUCCCCACCUCUGCAGUUCAGGGAGGGGGCAUUGCCCCAACUGUAGCAACAUUUGGGAAUUUCCUUAAUGAGCAAUGCUCUCCUUUAUCAGUUUCUAAAGGGAAAAACCUUGUUAAAUUUGGCUCAAAUAGUCUUACUGAACCACUUGAGCCAGUUCAUGACACAAGAGAUCCGCUGAUUUUGAAAAAUAAAGCUCCUAGAUGGCAUGAGCAGUUGCAGUGUUGGUGCCUUAAUUUCAAAGGACGUGUCACAGUCGCCUCUGUUAAGAACUUUCAACUGGUGGCAGCUAUUGAGCCAUGCCAAAAUGUUCCAGCCGCUGAACAAGAGAAAGUAAUGCUACAGUUUGGAAAGAUAGGAAAAGACAUUUUUACCAUGGAUUAUCGUUACCCUCUCUCUGCCUUCCAAGCCUUUGCAAUCUGUUUAAGCAGCUUUGACACCAAACCGGUUUGUGAAUAGCCUUAUUAUCAAAUUCCGAUUGUGUGCCAUGCUCAUGCUUUACUUUUGUAUAAGAUGGUUCUAUAUAUUUUCUUCAAAGGAGCUCGUUUUAGUUUUUAUCCUUUUCUAUCAGUGCCUUUUAAGUGCAGGCAUCAGUUUAUGUCAUGGCAGUGAGCCAUAUAAUGUAUUUUAAUUUGCAAAUCUGUUUAAUUUGCAGAAUGACAAUUAUGCAACAUUUCUCUAGAGUUUGUAACUGCGACACUUUUUUCACGUGCAAUUUUGAAGGAAUUCAAUUUUUUAGUCACAAAGGGAUUUUGCGCUAGUAUAUUUGAUAUUGACUAAAAUGGAAGUUCUAUAGAACCGGUAUUAGACUGGCGAUGUUGUAUGGGUCGGAGGGCAACUGAGAAACAACAUGUAGAUAAGAUAAGUGUUGCUGAGAUGAGAAUGCUAAAAUAGAUGUGUGGUAAGACUAGAAAAGAUACAAUUAAGAAUGAGUAUAUUUGAGAAUGGGUAGAAGUAGUACUGAUAGAAGAUAAGUUGAGAGAGAAUAGAUUGAGAUGAUUUGGUCAUAUACAACGAAGUCCAACAGAGGCAGUAGUGAAGAUAUGUGAUAUAGUGACGGUAGAUGGAAGUGUUAGGAGAAGGAGCAGACCUAAAUUGAUGUGAGCUAGUUUAGUAAAUAGAGAUAUG
This is a messenger RNA of Camellia sinensis, 2437 nucleotides long. Lineage: Eukaryota; Viridiplantae; Streptophyta; Magnoliopsida; Ericales; Theaceae. The record is from RefSeq and is a predicted model, not a curated record.